GACAAUGCAGCAAUGGGCAAUAAUGGACUUCUUGAUCAACGCUUUGCCAUAUUGUGGGUAAAGACAAACAUCAAAAACUUUGGCGGCAAUCCAGGGGCCAUCGUGCUAUUUGGACAGUCUGCAGGAGGUGUUAGCGUUGGAUUGCAAUGUCUGUCACCUCUCAAUACUGGACUCUUCAGCAAAGCUAUAUUACAGAGUGGGGUUCCGCUUGUAUCUCAGGCAGUGAGGUCGGACGAUCCUUCCAUCUGGGCUCAGAAAAACUAGCCUCUAUCUUAUCAUGCCCAGUUAAUGAUAGCUUUAGUCUAAUAGAUUGUCUACAGGCAAAAAAAUCAACGGAACUUAUUAAAGGUGCCAUUGAGCUACACAGCUUCAAUUUUAAAUUUGUUCCCACUGUGGAUGGUUUGUUCCUUCCCAAACCCCCACAAGAACUCUACAGAAACACAAGCUUGGUCAAUCGAUAUUCCUAUUUGGCAGGAGUGAACAGUCAAGAGGGAAGCUUGGCCUGGCCACAGAUAAAAACGAUCACAACACAAGCUGACUUUUUUGACUUCAUGCCACGUUUUCUCCAACUGCCUCCAGAUAGAGAGGCGAUGGUGACCGAAGCAAUGCUGUGGGAAUAUCGGGAUUGGACUGAUCUUAAUCACAGCUCUUCCCACCUUCAGAGGCAAGCCCUCGACAUGAUUGGCGAUGCGAGUUUCAUAGCACCACUCAUGAUGACAAGUGACUUCAUAGCCAACACAAGAAAAGGUGUUUAUAUGUAUUACUUUACGAGGCAUCCUAACGCAUCUGUAUUACCUACCUGGAUGGGAGCAGGUCACGGAGAUGAGCUUCCGUUUGUAUUUGGAGCUCCAAUAAUGGAAGGAUCGCUUGUGGGAGAGAAAGAGUUGGCCCUGAGUGAACAGAUAAUGACCUAUUGGACAAACUUUGCUAAAACGAGUAAUCCAAAUUCACCCAGAACGGUGCCCGUUAAGUGGCCGAAGUACGACAAACGAAACGCUCGCUACCUCCAGUUGGAUGUCAACCUGUCAAAACUCAAUAUAAAGAAGGACCUGAAACCCAGGCGGGUCGCUUUCUGGAACCAACUCUACCCGACUUUACUAAAGGUCAAGGAAUGUCCAGUUACAAAGCCCCGAAGUGAUCCUUUGAUUAAGACCCAACAUGGACUUUUACGAGGUACCAGGCUUCAGCAGAACGGUAAACUAACAGACAUUUUCAAAGGGAUUCCAUAUGCACAGCCUCCUACUGGGGAAUUUCGUUUUCAAAAGCCAAGGCCCCUGAACUCAUGGAAAGGUAUUCGGGAUGCGAAAACGUUUGGGAAUAUCUGCAUGCAGGAUCGUGUGCUCAUAAAGGAUGUCCAGGGGGAUGAAGACUGUUUGACCCUUAAUAUAUGGAUUCCUCAUGGCAUUCAAGAGGCAUUGCACAAGAAGCUGGCCGUCAUGAUUUGGAUUCAUGGAGGAGCUUUUUCCAUUGGAUCAAGUCUUGGCCUCGGUGUCAUCAACGAGACUCUGUACGAUGGCAGAGAGCUGGCCCACCAGGGACAGGUCAUUGUUGUGAGCGUCAAUUACCGACUAGGAGCACUUGGCUUUCUCAGCACCGGAGAUGGCAAUGGCAGAGGUAACUAUGGCUUGUGGGACCAACACACAGCCAUAGCUUGGGUGAAGAGCAACAUUGCAAACUUUGGAGGAAAUCCAGAGCUCAUCACUCUAUUUGGUGAAUCUGCUGGAGGUGCCUGCACAAGCCUCCACAUAUUAUCACCAGUCAACAAAGGCCUCUUCAGACGUGCCAUUUCGCAGAGCGGGGACGCCCGGGCGAUUUGGGCUGUGAAUCGAAACCCGCUCCGCGCUGCUCGUAGAGUUGCGCAGUCCGUGGGAUGCCCAUGGGAAGACAAUGCUGCCAUGAUCUUCUGCCUCAGGCAGGUGCCUGCUAAAGAUAUCGUGUUGGCCAUUCGAGUGACAGAGUUGCUUAACAAAGAGAAGUUGAUAUUUUUCCUUCCGUUUGUCCCGACAAUAGAUGGUGAAUUCCUCCCUGAUGAGCCCGAGAUGCUGUUUGAAAACAGUAAAGAUAUUGACUAUUUGCUGGGUUGCAAUAGUGGUGAUGCCCAUAUGUUCGUGUCCGCCUGGUUCCCUGGAGUCAAUAUCCCCUUUGGAAUUAGUCAAGCUAAAUUCCGAACAGCAGUAGAAAAGGGAGUAGGUUCUUUAGGUGCGGACGCAAUGGAGUCAGUUAUUUUCGAGUACACUGACUGGCAGAAUCCAACACAGUUUUCCAGAAGGAAGGGGUUGUCACAACUGUAUACUGAUAUGGAAUUUUGUGCUCCUGCAUUUGGAUCUGCUCAGAAGCAUGCAAUGAUGGCCAGCUAUGCCAGCUCGACAUAUGUCUACCAGUUUUCAUACCCCUCCAGAAUGCCAAACGUCAUCUGGCCGGAGUGGAUUGGUGCACUUCAUUCAGAAGAACUCCAGUAUCUCUUUGGCAGACCCUUCUCCACGAUGCAGUCCUACAACCAGCAGGAGAGGCAAUUGAGCCAGGCCAUGAUGAACUACUGGUCCAACUUUGCAAAAACAGGAAACCCGAACUAUCCUGAAUCAGUCCCUGUUACCUGGCCAGAGCACAGCACUGAGAAGCAUUAUAUGGAUCUGAAUGUGAACCUAGUUCAAGAAUCAGUGGGAAGAAACCUCAGAGCAAAGCAGUUUGCAAUGUGGAAUGAGCUGAUCUCAAAGAUGGUCUCCAGAAAUAUUAAUUGUCUUGAGGACCAUAUCCCACCGCAGAAUGGGACCGUUCCAGAGAUAACAGCUCCCACUGUCACAGCUCAACAGGGACAAAUAAAAGGUUUCAUUAGUGAAGACUUCCUGGGAGGAUUCCUGCAGAUUUUCUUGGGUAUACCUUAUGCAUCGCCACCAGUUGGAGAGUUACGUUUCAAGCCCCCAAAGGAUGCCAGCUCAUGGAGUGGAACACUGGAUGCAACACAUCUAAGAGCUGCCUGCCCUCAGUCACUCACUGAGCUACCAGAGGGAAUCAACCACACAAGUGAAGACUGCCUCUACCUAAACAUCUAUGCACCAAUCAAGACAAACAAUAGUUCUCCGCCUCUCCCAGUGAUGGUUUACAUUCACCAUGGUUCGCUGCGAUGUGGAGCUGCUGGAGCGUACGACAUGAAGAAUCUCGCUGCCUAUGGACAGGUUGUGGUGGUGGAUUUCAACUACCGCCUUGGACCACUUGGCUUCCUUACCACGCUGGAUGUGAAUGCCCCCGGCAACCUUGGAUUCUUGGACAUGUCCAAAGGGCUUCAAUGGAUAAGAGACAACAUCCAGAGCUUUGGAGGAGAUUCGACCUGUGUUACAUUAUUCGGUCAUGGGGCUGGAGGGCUAGCAGUGAAUUAUCUCCUCCUGUCACCCCUCACCAGAGGCCUCUUCCAUAGAGCCAUCUCCAGCAGUGGGAAUGCUUUGGUGACAGGUUCCUUGGCAAAGCGCAAUGAAAACUAUUCUGACCCUCUUGUUGCCACUCAAGAACUGGCCAAAGCGCUGGGUUGUCCAACUGAUACUAAUUUAAAGAUGGUGGACUGCCUCCGAACAAAACCAGUGGAAUCUCUUCUGGAUGCCCCAGUGCCUGGAAUACAGUUUGCUCCUGUCAUCGAUGGUGUCUUCUUGCAGGAACCACCUUGGGAUUCACUUCUAAAGGGAAACUACAUGAAAAUUCCUUAUAUUAUAGGAUUUACCAAUGAUGAGGAAGGAGCUGAGCUCGCUAAUCUUUUGGGUAAUGAUAAUGGAAUUACCACAGGGACCUAUCACAAAAUGGUGCUGGAAUACUCCAGUGCGCAUUUCCGAUAUAAUCCAGCCCAGAUGGCAGAUGUCAUUGACUAUUCUUACAGAGACUUCAAUCAUCCAAAUGACCCAAAAGCUCUCCGAGAUGGCUUCAGAGACCUGGUUCAGGACCACAAGUGGUUAGCGCCAAGUUACCAAUUAGCAGACCAACAUUCAACCAGGGCAGACACCUUUCUGUACAUCUACAGCCAUCCUGCCUCCUCCUCCUCUCGGAUUUCUCCAUGGAUUGGUGCUUCUCAUCUAGAUGAUUUGCUUUACCUGUUUGGAGACCCAGUUGCUAAAAAUCCAACUCAAGAAUACAAUGAAACGGAGAAGCAAAUAUCUUUCAGCCUCAUGGCUUACUGGACAAACUUUGCACACAAUGGUAACCCAAACAAAGGGCCACACAGGAUACCGAAGUGGCCUAAAUAUACAUCCACCAACAGAGAAUUUGUAAACGUCACUACAGACGUAUCAGACUGGACAGGCAAUUCUUACCGGAGUCAACAAACGGCACUUUGGAACAGAAUUGCCCUCAAAAUGCAAUCCAAAGAUUGGUGUAAUAAAAAUGGAGAGAAACAUUUACCUGUGAAUAUUACAACCACUGCCAGACCAACCACCACCCAGUCUCCAGAACUAUGUAAUGAGGUCACACAAGAUAUUCUGUCAAUGAAACUGACCGCUGAAGAAAUAAUCACUGCAUUCUACAUUAGUUUUGCUCUCUUGUUUAUCGAGGCAUUCCUGAUUUUAGGAUUACUGUACAAAUUGUGUAUGCAAUGGAGAAAGUUAAGGAAAUUACAACGAUUGUUAACUCCAUCUGAAGUAUCUUUAAAGGGAAUUGCUGAUGAAAAUACACAUUCAAAAUUUUGAAAACUCACUUAUUAUACAAAGCAUUUGGACUUUAAAUUAGGCCUUUUUAAGAAAAGUAAAAUAAUGGGAUUUAAAAAUCUGACCCAAAGAAAGCCAUAUCGUGUAAAACAGCAAUUUGGGUCAAUUAGAUAGCUGGUUUUCAUUCACUUUCAUUUAAGAAGAUUCUUAUUGAAACGGAGUACACGAAUAAAAAUGUAACAAAAUAAA
Messenger RNA from Leucoraja erinaceus (little skate), 4871 nucleotides. RefSeq lists its product as uncharacterized. Gene Ontology annotation, cellular component: cell surface; synapse; postsynaptic specialization membrane. Gene Ontology annotation, molecular function: sterol ester esterase activity; signaling receptor activity; neurexin family protein binding. Gene Ontology annotation, biological process: postsynaptic membrane assembly; chemical synaptic transmission; presynaptic membrane assembly. The transcript has 18 exons. The record is from RefSeq and is a predicted model, not a curated record. Bases 147 to 4664 code for a protein of 1505 amino acids. NCBI's taxonomy places the organism in Eukaryota, Metazoa, Chordata, Chondrichthyes, Rajiformes, Rajidae.